Heterostelium album PN500 is the source of this 1779-nucleotide messenger RNA. RefSeq lists its product as uncharacterized. NCBI's taxonomy places the organism in Eukaryota, Evosea, Eumycetozoa, Acytosteliales, Acytosteliaceae. The record is from RefSeq and is a predicted model, not a curated record. The coding region runs from base 1 to 1779 and encodes 592 amino acids. The transcript has 5 exons.
AUGGCAAAGUUUCUAUUGAUUUUAGUGACUUUAAAUUUAAAGGUAAGUUUUAAAUUGGGACUCGGUGGUCUAUUCAACAAGAUAAAGUAUACUCUGAAAUACCUGAAUCCUCUCAAAGCAGUAGAGGCCGAUCUAACUGACGCACUCUCUUUACAUAUAUUUUUUAUUAAAUUUUUUAAUGGACUAGAUGAUCCGAGCGAUGUUUUCAUCAGAUUAUCUAAUUGGGGAUUUGAUUUUCCAAAAUUACAUCCCAAAAUGAAUCCUAUAGAAGUUACAUUCAAUGAAGCUUCUAUUGUCAAGAUUGCACAAUCUAUACUUGGGGAAACCUAUAUGGAUUAUUCAAAUGUUAAGCAAUUUACCGACUUGGUCGAAUUUGUGGAAAGAUUAAAAGUGCAAGAAGAAAGUCCACAAGCAGUCAGUGAAUAUCUUUUAUGUAAGAGCGAUAAUCACAAGAAUGUUGGUUUACCAGAUAACAUUUUCAAAGACUAUAUGCGUAAAAAUGGAAAUCAUUAUUAUUGUGCGAGUUGCUCUUCAUUAAAUUCCAAGGUAUACAGAAACAAGGAUUCAAAACCAAUAGAAGUAAAACCAGCGAAAAAGAAAAAAAUAACUAAAUCAAUUUUUAGAAUUGUAAAGUUUUUUUCUGAAACUGUAGAGAGAUCAGAUCUCAAUUUAUCAUCAAAUUUAAUAGAUCAAAUACAUCAACUAAUUGGAAUAAUCUCAGAGUUUUUACAUCAUUUAAAUUCUUCUUUGCCUAGAUCUAUCUCAUCACCCUCCAAAGCCAUCAAUGAUCUCAAAUCUACACUGAAAUCAUUAAUCAAUCUAUAUGGUCAAGAUCAAAAGUCUACCGGUACCCUUAAGGAGGAUUCCAAGAUAUCAAACCCUAAUCCAAAUUCAAAAACAAAAUCAAAAUCAAAAUCAAAAUCAAAAUCAAAAUCAACCAGUUCAAACUCUCAAACUUCUGUAAUUUUAGAUCAAUCAUCAACAUCAACAACAAACUCUACAAAAGAAACAACAACAAGCUCUAUAACAGAAACAACAACAAACUCUACAACAGAAACAACAAAUGAGGAAUCUACUGAUAAUAAUCAAUUUUAUUCGUCAGUCGAUCAAUUUAGAAAUAUUCAAACUUCCACUGCAUCACCAAUAUCAAAAACCUACACCGACCCUAACUAUGUUAUUGAUACUGAGAAGUAUCCAAAGUUUGUUGGUUCACCAUUGAAUACCUUCUCAAUGACCCCUCAAGUCUCUCCACCCACGUCUUCUAUUAUCACUCAUCACCCUCUGGAUCCAAAUGACAUGUCACUCAAUAAGGAUAGAAAACUGUGUGCUACCGCCAAUAGAAUGCAAACAUUAUCAAUGUUUAAUGGAAUUAGAAAUACAAAUUGGUUAGAUUUACACCCAUUCGUAGCUAACAAUAUGAGUGAAUUCCCAAAGGAACACAAACUGAUAAUGCUCGAUAGUCUUCAAUCAAUUCUAUCCGAUGGCCCCGGAUUAUCUAUGUUAUGUGGAUCUGUAAAUUUACAAUUGCUUCAUACUCUCAUCAAAGAUGGUGUUGUAGUAGUAGUUUCAAAACAAUCAUUUCAAUCUUCAUUCUCAUUGAAAUUAAAGAUAUUAGAUAAGUCGGUAACAAAAACUAUAACAGUUCAUUUAACACGUCAUCCUUGUUUUUACUCUAAAGAAUUUAUCUCAGCAUUCUAUUAUUUUUGUUAUUUUACAAUGUUUGGUAUUCAUUGUAGAUUAACUUGUUGGUUAUUUCUUUAUGUUAACUUUGUUAUUUGA